CUCCUAUUGUCUUCUUCCAUCGCGUCAUCGUUUCCAAUCCUCCGCGACUCGAAUUGGAGACCUUUGAUCACCAGGACCAGCCAGUGAAAUCUUAUCGGGGAACAUCGCGAUCCACUGCUGCUUUGGGACGAUCCAGGUCUGUUUAAGGAACGAUUCGAGAAGAAGGUGUCGCCAUCGGUCCCCCGAGACCGUCGAACGAAGAACGUUGACGUUAGCCAAGCGAUUUCGUACAGGUAGCACGCCACGGAAACCGGCUCGACGAUCCAGAGGAAGGGAGCAGCCAAAGCGAACGCCUUUCCCAUCAUCCGUGGAUCUUCAGUAUUCCUGGUUCCAGUCGGACCGAUGGACGGUCUUCGCUUGCGUAUCGUUCGUUCGCAUCGAGCAAAUCGGUCAACCAGCGAAUGUUGAACAGCGAUUAAAACGUGGGAAGUUGAACGAUCGUGGUGGUGGACACGGUGCUGCGAAAACUCGCCGAAGAUCGAGCCGGAGAACAUGAACGCGUCAACGGUCCUCCUGGUUCUCGCGGUAGGCGUAGCAAACGCUCAAUUGAACUUUGACGGUAAUCCUCUGACGGAGAACACCGAGUACACCGCCGAGGAGUCGCAGCUCUCUCGAAGAACCGCGAGGCGGGAGGGGACCGCAGCGAACGCGACGAAUGGUGUCGCGGAACGUUCCCAGAAUUUCCAUCCGGGGUUCGAGGCCGAGACAAGUGCGUCUUGGAAUGUCGAGACGAAAAGUAAACCCGUGAACGAUCUGUCCAUCGACGAGGAAGGUGUAGAACGCCAUAGUUCCUUCGCCGUUAAACCAGAUGCCGUUCAAACGGGUCGACACUUGACCACGAGUCCCUACGUUCACGGAACGAACUCUAUCGAUCCAUCCGAGCUGGCGUUGAGCACGUUUCUGAACUCGAAAACGCCAGAGGAGUCCCGGCAAUCGUUGGACGAUUACCUCCAGAUCAAAGAAUCGCCACAAAGCGUUGGCGAUCAAGCCACCUCGAGUACGGGCCAGCAACAGCCUGCAUCCCUGACGGGCCAACAAUCGUUGACCUUGUCGUCGCCGGUCAAUCAACAUCUCACCGCGCAGCUUAUGCAACAACGAGAAAUGCUGCAAACUUUCCCUGUUAAUCACAGACAGCAAUUCAACGAACAGGUUUACAAUGCGAAUACGCAAGAUCCACGCUCACCUGUGCCCAACACCGUGGGUACACCGCUGGCGCAGCAGGCGUUUACGUCUUACGCGCAGCCUGGGAUACAGAGCAGAAACGAUCUCUUUUAUCCUGCCGGAUGGCAUCAUCGCGUGAGAAGAAUACGUGGGAGACCGCUCCCCUACGCUCAGUCCAGGGGGGGAUUCUACAAUGGGCCUGUUCCAGGUCCUUUCAAGCCGAAGGCUCCCGUGGAGGUGAUCUACACGAAACCACCGGGUUUCGGUCGCGGUCCUCCGGUCCUCAGCAACCCUCCAGUGCCGUACGAGGACGCCAGCGCCUGGUUCCCUGAAGCUGACCAUCCGCCACCUGCGAAAGACGUUUAUUACUCCCAGCUGUAUGCUCAGUCCUACGACCCGUACUACUACAACUACAUAGCGAAAACGGGCAAGGUGAAGCCUCACCUGUACGGAAAGAUGGGUAAGUAUCACGAAGACGAAGGCGGCGACGGGAUCUGGGGAGAGCUGUACCGUGGCUUCAAGAAGCAUGGCCUGAAGAACAUGAUGACGCCGACGUUUCUUCUGGGGAUGACGCUGCCGGUGGUCACCCUGAUGCUCACGGCGCUCGUGCAGAAGAGAUCGCUCGCUAGAUCGGACUCCGGGGAGUUCUCGCGAGAGGAGACGAUUCAGGAGUACCUGGAACAGCUGCAGAGAGCUAUAGAGUGCUACGAGAAGAAGAGAAGGAAGAGGGACGCGAACGCGGACGAGUGCUGGAAAUUUAAUUAACGCUUAACUUAAUAAUUUAUUGAAUAGCAGGUCGGAGCAGGCACUUGUAUCGUUCUCGGUGCAAGUCGCUACGACGUUUCAGGUAGGGGGUUGUUAAUGUCGAAGUGAAUCUUGGACAAACGUUCAAGAGUUUACGGGGAGUCUUGUAUAUAAUGCGUGUAAUAUAAUAAUAAUAGUAAUAACGGUACGAAGCGACUCGCCGGAGAGAGUUAACGUGAGAAACGAAUCGUCGCGGGUCAAUUACCUACGACCCUGUUCACGUCCACGUGCUCGUGGGUGAACGGUUCCAUGGAAUGCGGGUUUAAUUAUGGACGAUAUCAAUGCAACACGACUCGACUUUCCUUUAUGCAACUUUUACUUUUGUACCCGUAGUAGAUGGCGAACUGGACUGGUAGCAACGGUCCGACUUCCGUCUGUCAUUUCUUCUUCAGUUAGGCGUGCAUCAAAAAUUGGUAAUCAAGGGAUACUUUCUCCGUACCAGGAGCUCUUCUCCGGAACCUCUAUCGGUCCGUCAGUUUUCGAAGGGGCACAAAUCUGUAGGAUUUAGUGAAAUAAAGCAAUCGUUUCCUGCAGCAUUCUCUGUUCUCAUUACCUACACUUCAUUGGGUCAUUCCACGCCAAAUCGAUCGCUUGUUUUGGUCGAUGUCUCGGAUUUUCUUCCAAAUGAGAUAUACAUAUUGUAGUUUACGUGAAAUUAGGGGCAGUUUAAGUCAUUAUUUUGCUCGUUUCGAAACCGUUUGAGAAAUACAAGCUCAAAUAUUGCGACACAUUUUUCACAAUAAUGGGCAAAAAUCGCAAUAUUUGAAGGGUUCUAUUUGGGUUCUUUUAAGGGUUGUAUUUCUCAAACGGUUUCGAAACGAGCAAAAUAAUGACUUAAACUGCCCUUAAUUUCACGCAAACUACAAUAUGUAUAUCUCAUUUGGAAGAAAAUCCGAGACAUCGACCAAAACAAGCGAUCGAUUUGGCGUAGGAUGACUCCGUUUCAUUUCAUUCAUUUAUGAGGGUCCUGACAUCCCUAACAGGAAUGUCAAUAAUUUGUUGGGUUAUAGUACACCUAUAGCUCGGGUACCUCGGGAUUGCUAAACCCGUACUGUAGCUACAAUCAAACGUACCUACAGCCCCUGAGGGAAUUACCUACACCUGCCGAUAAGUUUACGUGGAAAUGGUUUGGAAAUGGAAUUUUAUGGUUCGACAGCAACGUUACAUUACAAGGUCCUUUUUGGAAUCACGAAUGCUCGCUUCGAACUGUCGGCUGAAUUCUCUCUCGAUGCUUCCUACUCGGUUCAGUGAAAAGUAGACGAUCAAAGAGGUUCGUCGAAAAACCGACAGACCAGUGGA
This is a messenger RNA of Hylaeus volcanicus, 3264 nucleotides long. RefSeq lists its product as uncharacterized. The transcript has 4 exons. Lineage: Eukaryota; Metazoa; Arthropoda; Insecta; Hymenoptera; Colletidae. The coding region runs from base 493 to 1926 and encodes 477 amino acids. The record is from RefSeq and is a predicted model, not a curated record.